AUUUUGAUAUUGAACUGGUUGGUUGUGUGUGCAAUGUGCAAUGUGCAGUGAUCCUGCGCAGUCAAAGACUGCAUUUGUUACGUUCAAGGAUGCCAAAGCUCUUGAAAUCGCACUCUUGUUAUCGGUAUGUACUCAAAUUGCUCUCUUCUCUCUUGGAAUUGAAGGAGCAACAAUGGUUGAUUAUAUUGUGACUAUAUCUCCUGUUGAAAAUUAUGUACCAAUUAAUGAGAUGCCGCAAUUGGUGGAAAGUGUUUGUGCUGCCCCUGCUGAAAGUGUUUCACCAAAUGCUGAGGAUAAAGAUGGCUCUCCUAACAAUGGAAGGGUGUAUGUAAAUAGAGCUCAAGAUGUAGUGUCUAGUAUGUUUGCAAAAGGUUCAGCAAUUGGACAAGAUGCCGUGAACAAGGCUAAAGCAUUUGAUGAAAAGCAUCGGUUGAGAGAAAGUGCAUCUGAGAAAGUAACUUCCUUUGACAAGAGAGUGGGGCUCACAGAGAAAUUGACAGUAGGCCUUUCAGUGGUUAACGAGAAAGUGAAGUCUGUUGAUCAAAGACUUCAGGUCUCAGAUAAAACAAUGGCAGCAAUAUUUGCAGCAGAGAGAAAAUUAAAUGAUACUGGAUCAACUGUCAAAACUAGCAGGUAUGUGACUGUGGGAGCAGCUUGGUUCAAUGGUGCUUUUAGCAAGGUGGCAAAGGCAGGGCAGGCUGCAGGUACAAAAACCAGAGAAAAGUUCCAUAUGGUUGUGUCAAACUUGACUGCAAAGGUAGAGCAUAUUAUUAGAGAAGAGAAUAUGAUGGCAGCUCAGGAGAUCAUCGAGCUAUAUAUUUGUUGA
This is a messenger RNA of Rosa rugosa (rugosa rose), 826 nucleotides long. Its product is annotated as binding partner of ACD11 1-like. The record is from RefSeq and is a predicted model, not a curated record. NCBI's taxonomy places the organism in Eukaryota, Viridiplantae, Streptophyta, Magnoliopsida, Rosales, Rosaceae. Bases 41 to 826 code for a protein of 261 amino acids. The transcript has 6 exons.